UCAACUGUCUGCAACCGUGUAAGCAGCUGUAAUUUUGUUGCCACUGUGGCAGCUGAAACGAUGCUUUUGGCAACUCAACAGCUCUACGCUGAUUGGUCAGCGGUGGGGUUCGAUGCAGAUGAUGUCACCCACUGACAAGGCUCGCGGAGGCUAGACAGAGCGAGAGAAACAGAGACGUUCAAAGGGAGAAAUUAGCAUCGCGUUGACUUGAAAUAGCUGUUUUUGUGGUCGCUGAAAGGCGGUGACAGCAAGUAAAGGCUUUACCAAACACUCACAUAUCACCUCUGUCGGGAUAUUCCGCUUCUAUGUUGUGUUGUUAAGCUGCCAUUCACCGCUGAGGAAAACGCCGGUCUCCGUAUGUUAAAGACUGUCCGCAUACUUAGCUACUGUAUAGAAGACCCGCCAGACCAUGAACUACGUGGGCCAGUUGGCGGGCCAGGUUUUUGUCCAGGUCAAAGAGCUGUACCGAGGCCUCAAUCCCGCCACCCUUUCUGGCUGCAUUGAUGUCAUCGUAGUGAGACAGCCAGAUGGAUCCCUGCAGUGCUCACCUUUCCAUGUUCGCUUCGGCAAAAUGGGAGUCCUCCGCUCCCGAGAGAAAGUGGUGGACAUGGAGAUCAAUGGAGAACCAGUGAAUCUUCAUAUGAAGCUUGGGGACAACGGAGAAGCAUUCUUUGUGCAGGAAACAGAAAAUGAUGAGGAAGUGGUUCCGUCCUACCUGGCCACCUCUCCGAUCUUGUCAGAUGGAGCCAUUCUGAUGAGCUCCUCCCUGAUGGCGAAAUGCUCCGGGCCGACCAUACAAACCUUGGGCUGCUCGGGGAGCAUGGGAGGGACUGGAAGUGUGAUGACAAAGAAGAGGAGGAAGAGGAGGAAGAAGACUCGGGCGGACAGCUUGAGGAGAGAGGAGAGUGGGGACUACUCCGAGGAUGAGGAGAUGUUCACCAUAGACAUCAGCUCAGAUGAAAUGACGAAGAUGGAGAGCAACAGGGCUUCAUCUCGGGACGUUUUAAGAGAUGAGACAACAGGUGGCUCUUUCAAACAGACUGGCAUCUAUGCUCGUUCAGACGGAGAGUGGAGCCCUAUUCAGAGCCCUGGAAACUCUCAUCCCACCUCUUCCAAGAGUGACUCUGAACUAAUGAGGCAGCCUUCAGACGACCAGAAUCCAACCAUGCACUGGGCGUGGGGGGAGCUGCCACAGGCUGCCACGCCAUCCUUCCUUCCAGUGAAAUCCGACCCUCCGCCAGUGUGCCCAGUAUCCAUCCCUUUUUCUGAAAACACACACUUCCGUGUGAUAACUGAUGAGACGUCUUCGGAACAGUGCGGACCCUGCUCUGAAAUAUCAGCAAUCAGACUGCUAAUGACAGAGGAGACCAGUGACAAGACAGUUGAGAUGGAGUCCGAACCCAUGAGGAUGGAGACCCAGACAGCCAGAUGUGCAACAGCUUGUAUGAUAUCUGACAUGGAGGAGACAAUGUCUCGUCCACCAGGAAAGACCGACUCUCCAUCCAAAAGAAAAGACAAGAGAAGCCGCCAUCUUGGUACUGAUGGAAUUUACCUGGAUGACAUCACAGAGCUCGAGCCGGAAGUGGCUGCCCUUUAUUUCCCUAAGAGUGACGGGGGUGCAGCAGUGAGGAGCAUCUCAGACCCGGGCCUCCACAGCAGCAGUCUGUCCCCACAGUCGCUCAGCUCUGGAGGGGACAGCGGGGUGGACAGCUACUGCGACCCAUUGGCUGACAUGCCGUCCAUCACCAUCUCCUUGUGUGGAGGACUCAAUGACAACAGGGAGAUCACUAAAGAUCAGUUCCAUGAGAAGAUCAUCUCUUACCAGCAGUUUUCGGAAAACCCCUCCAUCAUCGACGACCCCAACUUAGUCGUGAAAAUUGGCUCCAAAUACUAUAAUUGGAGCUCUGCGGCUCCACUUAUGCUGGCUAUGCAGGCCUUUCAGAAACCGCUGCCAAAGGCUGCAGUGGAGAACAUCAUGAAGGAGAAGAUGCCCAAGAAAGGAGGGAGGUGGUGGUUCUCCUGGCGAGGCAGAAACAGCAGCACCAAAACGGAUUCCGUCUCUGAGCGUGGGGCCUGUGGCUAUGAUGAGCAGGCUGGGAAAAUGUCAAGCAGACACAAAGAAGAGUCGUCCUCUAGUGAUGAAGACCACAGGGCAGCCAAACAGAGCUCUGCCGCCAUCCAAUCAGAGCCUGGGCUCACACCAGGAGGCGUGACUUAUAAGAAAACACUUCGACUCACUUCAGAGCAGUUGCUGUCUCUCCAGCUGCAGGAUGGUCCUAACGAUGUCGUGUUCAGCGUGACCACCCAGUACCAGGGAACCUGCCGCUGUCAGGGCACCAUAUACCUCUGGAACUGGGACGACAAGAUAAUUAUCUCUGACAUAGAUGGAACCAUCACCAGGUCGGACACACUGGGUCAUAUCCUGCCCACACUGGGGAAAGACUGGACCCACCAGGGCAUUGCACACCUCUACCACAAAGUCAGCCAAAAUGGCUACAAGUUCCUGUAUUGCUCAGCUCGAGCUAUCGGCAUGGCUGACAUGACCAGAGGUUACCUACACUGGGUCAACGAGAGAGGCACCAUGCUUCCUAUAGGCCCUGUCCUUCUCAGCCCGAGCAGCCUUUUUUCAGCUCUGCACAGGGAAGUGAUCGAGAAGAAACCAGAGAAAUUCAAGGUGGAGUGUCUCAACGAUAUCAAGAACCUGUUCUACCCCAACACACAGCCAUUCUAUGCAGCCUUUGGCAACAGACCAACGGAUGUAUAUUCCUAUAAAGAAGUAGGAGUGCCUCUAAAUAGAAUUUUUACAGUAAACCCUAAAGGAGAGCUAGUGCAGGAGCAUGCUAAGACCAACAUCUCAUCUUACGUCCGUCUGGGUGAGGUGGUGGACCACGUGUUUCCUCUGAAGAUGCGGGCCUCCUCCUCAGACUUCCCCUGCUCAGACACCUACAGCCACUUCACCUACUGGAGGCAGCAGCUCCCCCGGGUGGACCAUCAGGGAACUACACCUCCACAGUCUCCCCGUCCCAACAGCUGACUGACUACCCUGGCUCCUAGCAGGCCGAGCACUGAUGGUGUGAACAUGUCUGUGACCUGAAUCUGUCGAGAUGUCUGUAGAAGAUGUUGCACUUUGUGAUCACAGAGCGAGAAAGAGAGAGAGGGAAAGAGAGAGCUGCUGUGAAUACUCGUAUAACGCACAAGAUGUAAGCGCACUUUUAUGAAAAGAUGGCCUCUGAAGCCUUCUGACUAGAUGUAUGUAUAUGAGAUAUUAUAAUAAUUUAUUCAGGCAGCUUAGCAUAUUAUUUUUGAUUGAGUCUUGACAUUUUUUAGGUAGCUAGGUAGCUUUCUGGGCUAUUUAGGCAGACAG
Etheostoma cragini (Arkansas darter) is the source of this 3364-nucleotide messenger RNA. RefSeq names its product phosphatidate phosphatase LPIN1. Gene Ontology annotation, biological process: positive regulation of transcription by RNA polymerase II; triglyceride biosynthetic process; cellular response to insulin stimulus. Gene Ontology annotation, cellular component: nucleus; mitochondrial outer membrane. Lineage: Eukaryota; Metazoa; Chordata; Actinopteri; Perciformes; Percidae. Gene Ontology annotation, molecular function: phosphatidate phosphatase activity; transcription coactivator activity. Bases 410 to 3034 code for a protein of 874 amino acids. The transcript has 20 exons. The record is from RefSeq and is a predicted model, not a curated record.